Leptonychotes weddellii (Weddell seal) is the source of this 1215-nucleotide messenger RNA. Lineage: Eukaryota; Metazoa; Chordata; Mammalia; Carnivora; Phocidae. The record is from RefSeq and is a predicted model, not a curated record.
AUGAGCCAUGGAGCCAAUGCUGGCUGGGGAAGGGACGGAAGAUCGGAAGACAUUAAAGGGAAGCUAAAUCCAUCCGUGCUUUUUCUUAUCCAAACAUCAUUGAACUUUCUAUACAAGAAAGAUGCUUGUUCUUUCAUAGAGGUUAAUACGAUCACUCAGUACAUCCUUUUAUACCAGAUACAAGGGUACCGCAAAUCGGCUGACAUGGACAUAGGUGGAAUGCGAGCCUCCGAGUUAAAUAAGGAACAGAUGAGAAAAAAAUCUGGUCAUGCUUUUCAAUCAACUGAGAAAAAUGCAACAAAAGAUGUUCAGACAGACAAUGUAAUGACUAAUUUAUCAAAUGCUUAUGCUUCAGAUUUGUUGCCAUCCAAGGAUGGUAAAGAUUUAACAAAAUGUUUUUUGGUACAAGUGGUAAAUAUUCUUCUGCAUUACAUCAAAAAAAGUUUUGAUGUUAAGGGUAAAAUACUGGACUUUCAUUAUCCUCAUCAGCUUCUUGAAGGUUUGGAUGGGUUUAACUUGGAACUGUCUGACCUCCCAGAAUCUUUGGAGCAGUUACUUGGUGACUGUACACAUACCUUAAAAUACGGUGUUACAACAGGACAUCCUCGCUUUUUUAACCAGCUCUCCAGUGGGCUAGAUGUGGUCGGACUCGCCGAGGAAUGGUUGACCGCCCCUGCCAAUACCAACAUGUUUACCUAUGAAAUAGCUCCAGUAUUUACUGUCAUCGAAACAGUUCUUCUUAAGAAAAUGUAUGAAAUUAUUGGCUGGCAAGAAACAGAAGCAGAAGGAAUAUUUGCACCUGGUGGAAGUAUAGCCAACCUCUAUGGUGUGUUAGUAGCCCGUUAUAAGCAAUAUCCAGAGAUAAAAAGACAAGGCAUGACCGCACUCCUGUGCGUUGUGUUAUUUGUUUCCGAACAAGGUCAUUAUUCAGUAAAAAAAGCUGCAGCAAUCCUUGGUAUUGGAACCGACAAUGUAAUUGAAGUAAAAUGUGAUGAAAGUUUGUACCCCGACCCACACCCUAACAGCCCCUGCAACGUUCAGUCGCCACACCCGCGCCGGCAGCCGGCGUCUCCGGCCCUCGAAGGACGCCUCUGCCUUGAGCACCCACAGCCCACAGGAGUCAGGGGCCGCGCGCAAGCCGCUCCCCGGAUGCCUCGCCCCCCGGGGUACGUGGUACGAGGCCUGCACCCGCCGCCAGGGGCUGGUGCUCCGUGA